Sorex fumeus (smoky shrew) is the source of this 3639-nucleotide messenger RNA. It is a transcript of the gene LIMK2, whose product is annotated as LIM domain kinase 2. Gene Ontology annotation, cellular component: cytoplasm; nucleus. The record is from RefSeq and is a predicted model, not a curated record. NCBI's taxonomy places the organism in Eukaryota, Metazoa, Chordata, Mammalia, Eulipotyphla, Soricidae. The transcript has 15 exons. Gene Ontology annotation, molecular function: protein binding; protein serine/threonine kinase activity; ATP binding. The coding region runs from base 243 to 2096 and encodes 617 amino acids. Gene Ontology annotation, biological process: protein phosphorylation; actin cytoskeleton organization.
UUCCGAGAACUGGGGAGGAGCCGUUCCAGCCAUGAGCCCCUUCGGGAGUCUGCCAGGGGGCGAGUGGCCGGGAGUCCUCCUGCUCGCAGCCCGGGUGCUCCGGAGGGAGAGGUGAGCGCCAGCAGCCGGCGGAGCCAGAGGUGCCGGGAGCCCUGGGCCUGUCAUGGUGGCUGUCUGCAGGCAGCUUGAGGCCCUCCCAGACGGGUUUGCAGCCGAGCCUGUUUCUCUGGUGUGGGAAGAAGAUGGGGAGUUACUUGUCCAUCUCGGCUUACUUCACCUCCAGAGACCCCUUUCGGUGUUCAGAAUGCCAGGAUUCCCUUACCAACUGGUACUAUGAGAAGGACGGGAAGCUCUACUGCCAUAAGGAUUACUGGGGGAAGUUCGGGGAGUUCUGCCACGGGUGCUCUCUGCUGAUGACAGGACCUGUCAUGGUGGCUGGAGAAUUCAAGUACCACCCAGAGUGCUUUGCCUGUGUGAGCUGCAAGGUGAUCAUCGAGGAUGGGGACGCAUACGCUCUGGUGCAGCAUGCCUCACUCUACUGUGGGAAGUGUCACAAUGAUGUGGUGCUGGCACCCAUGUUUGAGAGGCUCUCCACGGAGUCUGUUCAUGACCAGCUGCCCUACUCCGUCACACUCAUCUCCAUGCCAGCCACCACCGAGGGCAGACGUGGCUUCUCUGUGUCUGUGGAGAGUACCUGCUCCAACUAUGCCACCACCGUGCAAGUGAAAGAGGUCAACCGUAUGCACAUCACUCCCAACAAUCGGAAUGCCAUCCACCCUGGUGACCGCAUCUUAGAGAUCAAUGGCACCCCUGUCCGCACGCUCCGCGUGGAGGAGGUAGAAGAUGCGAUUAGCCAGACAAGCCAAACGCUGCAGGUCUUGAUCGAACAUGACCCCGACUCCCAGCACCUGGACCACUUGCGGCUGGAUACGCGACUCUCUCCCCACAUACAGAACGCCGGACAUUCCCACACCCUCAGUACCUUGGACACCAAGGAGAAUCUGGAUGGGACACUGAGGAGACGCUCACUGAGGCGCAGUAACAGUAUCUCUAAGUCCCCCGGCCCCAGCUCUCCAAAAGAACCCCUCCUGCUCAGCCGUGACAUCAGCCGCUCAGAAUCCCUCCGCUGUUCCAGCAGCUACUCACAGCAGAUCUUCCGGCCAUGUGACCUGACCCAUGGGGAGGUCCUGGGGAAGGGCUUCUUUGGGCAGGCCAUCAAGGUGACACACAAAGCCACGGGCAAAGUGAUGGUCAUGAAGGAACUAAUUCGGUGUGAUGAGGAAACACAGAAGACUUUUCUGACUGAGGUGAAGGUAAUGCGUAGCCUGGACCACCCCAAUGUGCUCAAGUUCAUCGGGGUGCUGUACAAGGACAAGAAGCUGAACCUGCUGACAGAGUACAUUGAAGGAGGCACGCUGAAGGACUUCCUGCGCAGUGUGGAUCCCUUCCCCUGGCAGCAGAAGGUCAGGUUCGCCAAAGGCAUUGCUUCCGGAAUGGCCUAUUUGCACUCCAUGUGCAUCAUCCACCGGGACCUGAACUCACACAACUGCCUCAUAAAACUGGACAAGACUGUGGUGGUGGCUGACUUUGGACUGUCCCGGCUCAUCGUGGAGGAGAGGAAAAAGCCACCCGUGGAGAAAGCUAACACCAAGAAACGCACUUUGCGCAAGAAUGACCGCAAGAAGCGCUACACGGUGGUGGGAAACCCUUACUGGAUGGCUCCUGAGAUGCUGAAUGGAAAGAGCUAUGAUGAGACAGUGGAUGUCUUCUCUUUCGGGAUCGUUCUCUGCGAGAUUAUUGGGCAGGUGUAUGCAGAUCCGGACUGCUUGCCACGAACACUGGACUUUGGCCUGAACGUGAAGUUAUUCUGGGAGAAGUUUGUCCCCACAGACUGCCCCCCAGCCUUUUUCCCCCUGGCCGCUAUCUGCUGCAAACUGGAGCCCGAGAGCAGACCAGCAUUCUCAAAACUGGAGGACUCCUUUGAGGCCCUCUCCCUGUACCUGGGGGAGCUGGCCAUCCCUCUGCCCGCUGAGCUGGAGGAGCUGGACCACACUGUGAGCUUGCAGUACGGCCUGACCAGGGACUCGCCCCCAUAACCCCGGCCGAGCCCCCUGCAGGGGGUGUUUCACAACCAGCGUUGCCCCCUCUGCGCCCUGGCCCUGUGGUGGACAGGGCCAUCCGGGCUUUCUGCAGAUUGGAGGCUUGUCUAGAAGAAGUGGGACAAGCCAUCCCUACUACCUCCCCAGGAGGCUGUCGGGCGCAGCGAACAGGGAAACGCAUCUCCACAGGUUUGGGGGCCGGGUUACUCUGUAAAUCCAACACUCACCUGAAAGCUGUGAAGAGGGAAAACAAAACAUUGGCCUGACCCUGGGCCACGAGGAGUCUGUUACUUGGGGACUCCUUGGCCGUGGGACUCGAGGAGGCUCUUGGCACACUACUCAGCGGGACCCAGACCCGGGGGCUGGAGAUCACGGUGAAGCCGUCUGUGAACUCAGCCACCUCCGCCCCACCUAGGGUACAGGAGGACUUGGAGUGGGAGUCUGGACGAGAGGAGGACUGCUGGCUGGCCAGGUGGAUGCCCAGGCUGUGAAAUGACAGUGGUGCUACCUCCCUCCCACACCGAGUCCCCUCAUUCCUGGAGCAGGGUUUGAGGGAGUAGAUUUGAAGAGUCCCUCUGGCAGAUGAAAGGCUGCACUGCUCAUGUCCCGGGUGGUGGCUCUGGCAAGUCCAGGGCGAGGGGACACUUUCGCCACAGGGUCUCGGACUGGAUCGAUCGCUGGAAACUGGCUAAGAAGUUCUGAGCAGCGCCUGGUCUGCCUGCACAGCAGUCACCCAACAGGUGCAGGAGGAGACUGGGGACUGCCACUGUCGCUCAGGCCCUGCUUGGUUCUUGGCCAGAAGCCCAAGUCAUUUUGCCCAAAGUUAGAUGGGUUCUGGAGGACGAUGUGGCUCCUUGGCAGACCAGUGUGUCACUGUGGGAGAAGGGACCUCACCAUCCUUUUGUCCCUGUCUAUGGCAGCCACUGCUCACCAGACCUGAUCCAAGAAGCAGCGUGGGUGGAAGGAGGUGGUGACAGAGAUCGAGAGUUGAGAUGCCAGGGGACAGCCCGCUGGGCUGGGCUAAAUCUGGCUUCUACCUCCCAUGCUGGCUAGCCAGCUUACUUGCUCCUGGCCACAGCUCUUGAAACCCAGUUUUAAGAGCUCGAAAACCCAAGAGGCUCAUUCCGCCUUAGCUUCCAGGGCUCCUGGGACUCUUCAGCACAAGUAGAUUUGUCUCCGCCUAGGUGUCUGUGAACUUGUACCAUAUUUAACAAAUGGGGUUGGGUUGGGGAUAUUACUGCAAUGUGUGGUGAUUGUAUUGGGGGAGGGGGACGGGUAGGAGUGACGCAGAAGAAUGAUUGCUGUUAAUGUUGUUGGGUGACAUGUGAAAUACUGUACAUAGACCUGAGGAGUCGUGGGAUGAGCUAUCAUGUCUGACCAGAAUUUACUUGCUCUGACAGUCCACACUCAUGGGGCAUUUGUGUUAGGACUGGGCUCCCAGCAUUGCAUGGCUGGCUAUGUCUCAGCUAUGCAUAGCAAGUGUGAGAGUUGUGGGCCCAUGCCGGGCCAUUGAUCAGACCAAAUAAAUUAAACAGUUAAC